AGAUUGUUGGAGAAUGGGAACAACUCUUCGCUCUUAUGAGGUUAAACAUAUGUACAAAGAAGUUAACAGAUUGGAUAGCAUCAUGUGGAAUAUAGUUUGUGAACAACUAUGAUAGAUAUCUCUUCUAAGAUGUUAGAUAUUUUACUUUCUAAUAGCCACAAGUAUAUUUAUUUAAGAUUGAUUUAAUAAAUUCAGUUCAUGAUAAAAAAAACCAUCUUAGGGAAUAGUGAAAAAGGAAAACAACAUAACCACAAAUUAUGUGAAUCCUGUUAUUCUUGGUUACAUUUCCAUCUUGUUAUUUAACUUCCCCAAACAAGGUUCACCUCACAUGCCCACCCAUUUUCCGCUUUUUUACACCUCAAUUAUUUAAAUCCCCCGGCCGCCCAGCACAGCCACCCAAACUGCUCUCUCUCUCCUCUUUCUUCUCUCUCCCCUCCCCUUGAGGGGGCAAAAAAAAAAAAAAAAAGAAAUCUCAUCCCACCACACAAGCAAAGGAGAGGAACAAGAAACUAGAAGCAGCAUCAGUGCGGCAACUGGCAAAGGAGACAUGGGAAGAAGCCCCCCUCACCAGCUCCGCCCCCACUCCUCUCUCUCAUUCCCACUCCUCCCCUGACACACAACUCCCCCUUCCGUUCCCUUCUGAAACGCUCUUAAGUCAGCCCACUCGGAGAGAGAGAGAGAGAAUAACAAAGGACACACGAGAGAGAGAGAGUAAAAAGGGUGAAGCUAGCCAUUCCUCGGCAGCAGCGGUUUCAGUUCAGCAAUGGAGGACUCACUGAAAUCCCUCUCCUUGGACUAUUUGAACCUCCUGAUCAAUGGCCAGGCCUUCAGCGACGUCACCUUCAGCGUCGAAGGCCGCCUCGUCCACGCCCACCGCUGCAUCCUGGCCGCUCGCAGCCUCUUCUUCCGCAAGUUCUUCUGCGGCCCCGACCCCCCUUCGCCUGGUCUCCUCCUCCUCCACCACCAGGACCUCCACCCCCACCACCACCAGAGCCCCCGCUCCCCCUCCGGCGCAUCCGCCUCCUCCCCCCGUGGCGGCGCCUCCCCCAGCUCCGCCGCUGCUGCCGGUGUCGGCCCCGUCGUCAUCCCCGUGAAUUCCGUCGGCUAUGAGGUCUUCCUGCUGCUGCUGCAGUUCCUCUACAGCGGCCAGGUUUCCCUCGUCCCGCAGAAGCACGAGCCCCGCCCGAAUUGCGGCGAGCGCGGAUGCUGGCACACCCAUUGCACCGCCGCCGUCGACCUCGCCCUCGACACCCUCGCCGCCGCCCGCUCCUUCGGCGUCGAGCAGCUUGCACUGCUCACCCAGAAGCAAUUGGCGAGCAUGGUGGAGAAGGCGUCGAUCGAGGACGUGAUGAAGGUGCUCCUGGCGUCUCGCAAGCAGGACAUGCACCAGCUCUGGACCACCUGCUCCCACCUCGUCGCCAAGUCCGGCCUCCCGGCGGAGGUCCUCGCCAAGCACCUCCCCAUCGACGUCGUGGCCAAGAUCGAAGAGCUCCGCCUCAAGUCCUCCCUGGCCCGCCGUUCCUCCUUCAUGGCCCACCACCACCCUCUCGACCUCGCCACCGCCGGCGCGGGCCCCUCCUCCUCCUCCGCCGCAGCCGAGCUCGAGGACCACCACAACAAGAUCCGCCGCAUGCGCCGCGCCCUCGACUCCUCCGACGUCGAGCUCGUCAAGCUCAUGGUCAUGGGCGAGGGGCUUAACCUCGACGACGCGCUCGCCCUCCACUACGCCGUCGAGAACUGCAGCCGCGAGGUCGUGAAGGCGCUUCUCGAGCUCGGCGCGGCCGACGUCAACUGCCCCGCCGGCCCUGCGGGGAAGACUCCUCUCCACAUCGCCGCCGAGAUGGUCUGCCCGGACAUGGUCGCCGUCCUCCUCGACCACCACGCGGACCCCAACAUCCGGACGGUCGAUGGGGUCACUCCCCUCGACAUCCUCCGCACUCUUACCUCGGACUUCCUCUUCAAGGGCGCCGUCCCGGGGCUCUCGCACAUCGAGCCCAACAAGCUCCGCCUCUGCCUCGAGCUCGUCCAAUCCGCGGCGCUCGUCAUGUCGAGGGAGGAGGCGACCAAUUGCGGCAGCGGCGGCACCGCAGCCAUCUACCCGCCGAUGAAUCCCGAGCCGAGCAAUUGCAAUGCCAGCAGCGCCAGCAGCAGCAUGGUCAACCUCAGUCUCGAUUCCAGAAUGGUUUAUCUCAAUCUCGGCAUGGCGGCGCAGUUGGGGUGCAAGAUCAAUGAUGGGGGUGAAGAUGAUAGCAGCAGCAGCAGGUCUCAAGGGGGUGGUGGUGGCAUUGGACCAUCCUCCAUGUAUUCUUCUCAUGGCUUCCCAUAGCUACCUUGAAUGAGGCAGGUAAUUGGCAGCUGCAUGUGGACACAAGGGAAGAAGGGGGUUUGAGGAAUUAGUUUAAUUUUUGGCUCUUCUUUUUUUUUUGUUUGGGGUUUUUGGGAUUUGAGAUUUUUUUUUUUUUUUUGGGAGUCUUGGUUCUCAUGGGGUGGCACCAGCAUGUGGCGGAUUUGAAGAGGGAGACAACGAGAAUCUAAGUGAGCUUGAAUGAUGGAGGAGAUGCAGGUCAAUCUUUUCACUCUCUAUGGCCUGUCACCCCUUUUGUUCUCAUUGUUAUAUAUCUAAUAUAAUGGCCUAUUUGUUUAUUGCUUAUUUAUUACUUUUUGUUUUGUUCCUCCCUAUCAUCUCGUCUCUCUCUCCCCUCUUUCUCUCUCCCCCCACCUUUUCUCUUGUAUCGAGUGCAGCUUGCUAUCAUGGUGAGUGGAUUACUUGGAAUAGUUAGCAACUAUUACCAUCACCAGUGGCAGGAGGUAUCAUCUUCAUUUAAGGUGAGGUGGGUAUCCCUUUGCCUAUGGCUCUUAAUUGGUUCCUUGGGCCUGCCUGUUGUGGCUUGUUUGGAUAUGGAUAUGCCAUCAUUUCCAAGUGAAGGUAAUGAGCUGUCUCUUCCCACAACAGCUCCUAUAGUUCAUUAAUAUUUCUCUCUCUUUUACAUGGCUUUCCAUACCGCAACAUAGCCAUCUUUAUGGCCUGUAGUUUUUAUUACCAUGUGGAAAGGCCGAAGAGGCAAAGAGAUCACCCAGCUGUAGACAAAUAAAUCUCUUGUCGUGCAUGAAUGCAACACUGAGUGUGACUACACGACGCCCAUGUGGAUUGUUAUUUUACCUCAUCAGGAUUCCUUCCCUGUGAGCCGGAUGCUUUUGAUGCCCUCCUUUUCCAUUCUUUUCUUCCCAGCCGCUUUUGAGGCUCAAACCAGCCUCCCCUUUGAGAAGCCUUUAUGAACACUGUGUUCAUCUUACCCCCCAACAGUAUAUUUUUGUUUCGGUCUUCAAGCUUCAUAAUGCCCGCUCGAAUAUAUUUGACUUACCCUCCCCCUCUCUCUCUCUAUCUAUCUUUUCACUUUUCUUCCACUUGAGAGGGUUUUGUUGUCCCCUUUGAAAGAACGGAAUGAAAAAGAUGACUUUUUGCUCCUGUUGAGAAAUAUUAACUGUAUUCUUUUUUUUUUUUGGGUAAAUUAACUUUACUCUUUGUUUACGUAGCUAUUCCAAUAUACCUCCUUGAUUUCUUUUACGAGUCAUCAGAAAUAAGCCAUGUGCAUGCAUGUUAUUUUUAUGGAAACUACGACUUGCAUGUAAUUAGCAUUGUUUCUGUACGUAUUUUUUUACCAUUUUAUGGUGUAUAGGUAUAUAUUAUAUGGGCCUAAAACGUUUGCUAGUGCUAAGAAAUGAUGAAAGUUUCACUUUACGGAUGGUAAUAUUGUGAUUUGUCUGCUAAGUUAAUCAUUUGGUUUCUCUUUUCCUUUUCUUUCUCCUUGAGAAAGCUGUAGCUAGUUCGAGCCUCAAAGAAGCUAGGUCCCCUGGGUUUCGAGA
This is a messenger RNA of Elaeis guineensis (African oil palm), 3864 nucleotides long. Lineage: Eukaryota; Viridiplantae; Streptophyta; Magnoliopsida; Arecales; Arecaceae. The record is from RefSeq and is a predicted model, not a curated record.